This is a messenger RNA of Porites evermanni, 903 nucleotides long. The record is from the annotation of a GenBank genome assembly. NCBI's taxonomy places the organism in Eukaryota, Metazoa, Cnidaria, Anthozoa, Scleractinia, Poritidae.
AUGCUACGCAGUGGACUUUCGAACGGUCAGACUGGUCCGUAUCCAAUGGACCCCGCAUUUUGUUACAAGAGCUUCCCUGCUUUAAAAAGCGACAAACAAUUCCCAUGGCCACGAACCCAACCUUAUCAGUUGAGUGCAGAUCACGCUAUUGACUGGUCGUCCGCAAAGAAGAGUUCAACAAAGAUUCCUGAGUACAUGUCAAACACUUUCUUUCAGCCAGCCCUACACCAAGACGGCAGGAAAUUUGAAGAGCACAACAUGAGCUACUUCUCUAGUAUGCCUCCAACGCGACCAAAGUCUAGAAGAUUCUCAAUGACCUACGUCGCGUUAAUAGCUAGAGCAAUCCUUCAAUUUCCUGAAAAGAGACUGACCCUCUCGCAAAUUUAUCAUGUCAUCGAGAAAACCUUUCCAGAGUUCACCGUUUCCAGAGUUGGUUGGAAAAACACCGUUCGCCACAACUUGUCUCUUCACGAUUGCUUCGUCAAAGGAGAAGUAUCGGCAAACGGAAAGAGCUGCUACUGGCAUAUACAUCCAGCCUACAUCACAAGAUUCAGCAAAGGAGAUUUCCGCAAACGCCCUUCCAGGGAACACAGUGUGUCGGACGAACGUAAAGCUAUUCCACGAGUCCGCAUCGACAGACCCUACACAUUGCCCUACGCGUUUGGAGGAGCUGAUUCCCGAUUUGAGUUUCCAUACGCUGGUGAGAGCCAUUCUGUUUCUCAAGUGCUUCAACCCGCUUUCUAUUCAAAUUCUGCUUCAGUUCCUCGCGUGACCACUACAGCUCAUCCCUCCACAGAAUGGCUUCGAGAGUACAAACCAUAUCCCUACUACUAUCUGUUCUCGCCAAAAAGCGUCCCGUUGGAUUCCCAGCAAAGGGAAAAGAGCCCAGUCUCUUCUAAAUAG